Molecule: messenger RNA, 1501 nt
Organism: Urocitellus parryii (Arctic ground squirrel)
Lineage: Eukaryota; Metazoa; Chordata; Mammalia; Rodentia; Sciuridae
Source: RefSeq, a predicted model, not a curated record
CCCGCCCCGGAAGUGCAACCCUGAGUCUUCCAGGUGUGGAUUCCGCCUGUCACCAAGAUGCCGGGAGCCGCGGCGAAGGGCUCGGAGUUGUCCGAGAGGAUCGAGAGCUUUGUGGAGACCCUAAAGCGGGGUGGUGGGCAGCGCAGCUCGGAGCACAUGGCUCGGGAGACCCUGGGGCUACUGCGCCGGAUCAUCACGGACCACCGCUGGAGUAACGCAGGGGAGCUGAUGGAGUUGAUCCGCAGAGAGGGCCGGAGGAUGACGGCCGCGCAGCCCUCGGAGACCACGGUGGGCAACAUGGUGCGGAGAGUGCUCAAGAUCAUCCGGGAGGAGUAUGGCAGACUGCACGGACGCAGUGAUGAGAGCGAUCAGCAGGAGUCCCUGCACAAACUCUUGACAUCCGGAGGCCUGAGCGAGGAUUUCAGCGUCCAUUAUGACCAACUUCAGUCCAACAUAAUUGAGGCGAUUAAUGAGCUGCUCGUGGAGCUGGAGGGCACCACGGAGAACAUUGCAGCCCAGGCUCUGGAGCACAUCCAUUCCAAUGAGGUGAUUAUGACCAUUGGCUUCUCCAGAACAGUGGAGGCCUUCCUCAAAGAGGCUGCCCGAAAGAGGAAAUUCCAUGUCAUUGUGGCAGAGUGUGCUCCUUUCUGCCAGGGUCAUGAAAUGGCUGUCAAUUUGUCCAAAGCAGGUAUUGAGACUACUGUCAUGACUGAUGCUGCUAUUUUUGCUGUUAUGUCAAGAGUCAACAAGGUGAUCAUUGGCACAAAAACCAUCCUGGCUAAUGGUGCGCUGCGAGCUGUGGCAGGAACCCAUACUUUGGCACUGGCAGCAAAGCACCAUUUCACACCACUCAUCGUCUGUGCACCCAUGUUCAAGCUUUCCCCACAGUUCCCCAAUGAAGAAGAUUCAUUUCACAAGUUUGUGGCUCCUGAAGAAGUCCUGCCUUUCACAGAAGGGGACAUUCUGGAGAAGGUCAGCGUUCACUGCCCUGUGUUUGACUACGUUCCCCCUGAGCUCAUUACCCUGUUUAUCUCCAACAUCGGUGGGAACGCACCGUCGUACAUCUAUCGCCUGAUGAGUGAGCUCUACCAUCCUGAUGACCAUGUCUUAUGACCACCACUUACUCUAAGCAGAAACUGCUUAGUCACAGUGGAGAGGAGACUCGGUGCUGCUGCUACAAUGCAUCCUCCUAGCAGUGGGGGAGUGGACAGAGUAAACCUUAAAAACUUGAUCCUGUUUCUGCCUUUUUAGUCAUCCCAGAACAAGCCACACAUCCAGGACUGGCUCUUGCCUUUUAGGUCUUAAAAGAGCAGCAGGGCUUUGCCUAUUGAUUUUGGAGCCUCUUAGUGCCUGGCUGUGUCUGUUUCAGGGACUUCAACUUUCUGGUUCAGUGGUGUGUUAAACAUAACACUGACUACCUUGCUGGGAUACAAAUUUUUGCUCAGAAAUGGCUCCUACAUCUUUUCCUAGGCUAUGCCAAUAAAAGCUACUGGAAGGCUCC